GUUAUUCUUAACGGGGAACGAUAAAUUUUUGCGCGGAAAGGAAACUAGGCAGACGAAAAUAGGUUUACAGACGCGUUCGAAGACUAGGGAUAAAAGCUUGAACGCAAACGUUGACGGCGGCGAGUGGCGCGAAUCGCCGGCCAAAAGGUUCAAUCGCCGAGCCAUAGCCAAUGGCCGCCGCGAAUGAGUGUCUCGUGUCGGCUCCUCGGUGGCCGCUGUGAUCGAUGUGUUACUACGUGUUUUCGAAGUGUGCUAACUCGCUGGUUAAACUCGAUCACGCAUAGUUGUUACUCGCGUACGACAGAACAAUAUGUCGAGCCGGCAGUCGAAAAAAGAAAAGGAUGCGACCAAGAUCGGCAAGGACAAGGGAAAGAACGGCAAGGAUGGCGAGACAGGUGACGAGGCCAACAAGGUAGCAGGAGGACCACCUGCGACCAAUGCACCACCACCGCCUACGUUGAUCAACAAGAUCAAAUAUCAACCUGGCGGUCCUGUGAUAAAAAAGGAUAAACGGCAAAGUAGCUCAAGAUUCAACAUUUCGAAAAAUCGGGAGCUUCAAAAACUGCCGCUUUUGUCUGAAACGCAACAAGGGAACGAUAGGGAGGAACUUUUUAUACAGAAGCUGCGGCAGUGCUGUGUACUUUUCGAUUUUGAGUCUGAUCCACUGUCGGACUUAAAAUGGAAGGAAGUGAAGCGUACCGCUCUUCACGAGAUGGUCGAAUACGUUACCAAGAACAAAAACGUUAUUACGGAGGCAAUAUACCCUGAAGCUGUGAACAUGUUCGCAGUGAAUCUUUUUCGUACGCUUCCUCCGUCAUCGAAUCCAAACGGUGCCGAGUUCGACCCGGAAGAGGAUGAGCCGACCUUGGAAGCAGCCUGGCCUCACCUGCAAUUGGUUUACGAAUUCUUUCUCCGACUGUUGGAGUCCCAAGACUUUCAGCCGACCGUCGCGAGACGUUACAUAGACCAGAAGUUCGUGUUGCAGCUUUUGGAAUUGUUCGAUUCGGAGGAUCCGCGCGAGAGGGAUUUCCUAAAGACAACGCUUCAUAGGAUUUAUGGAAAGUUCUUGGGCCUCAGGGCGUAUAUAAGGAAGCAAAUAAACAAUGUUUUUUAUCGAUUUAUAUACGAGACCGAGCACCAUAAUGGUAUCGCUGAACUUUUAGAGAUUUUGGGAAGUAUAAUCAACGGAUUUGCUUUGCCACUGAAGGAGGAGCAUAAAAUUUUUCUACUGAAGGUACUUUCACCUUUGCAUAAAGCCAAAUCGCUGUCCGUCUAUCAUCCGCAGUUAGCGUACUGUGUCGUGCAAUUUUUGGAGAAAGAUCCGUCGCUCACCGAACCGGUUAUCAAGAGUUUGUUGAAAUUUUGGCCAAAAACACAUUCCCCGAAAGAAGUGAUGUUCCUGAACGAACUCGAAGAAAUCUUGGACGUGAUCGAGCCCGCUGAGUUUCAAAAAGUUAUGGAUCCACUGUUUAGACAAUUAGCUAAAUGCGUUUCGUCUCCGCAUUUUCAGGUGGCUGAACGAGCUCUCUAUUAUUGGAACAACGAAUACAUAAUGUCUCUGGUAUCCGAUAACUAUUUAGUCAUUCUACCCAUCGUGUAUCCAGCGUUCUACAAGAAUUCACGAAAUCAUUGGAACAAAACUAUUCACGGUUUGAUUUAUAAUGCGUUAAAGCUAUUCAUGGAGAUGAAUCAUAAAGUGUUCGACGAUUACACUCAACAGUAUUUUCAGGAUCGUCAAAGAGAGAGGCAGCUCAUAAAAGAUAGGGACGAAGCGUGGAUGCGAGUAGAAGCUUUAGCGAUGAGACAUCCGUGUUAUGCCAUGACCGUACAAGGUUCAACGAAUACCAUUACAUCUAUCACGAUAUCACAGCAACAAUUAGAUAGCCCUCCACCCGACGAAGACGGCGAAACGGAUCAAACGCCACUUACUUUAGAAAAGAUAGAGGCAAAGGCAAACGAGGCAAAGAAGAUGACGAUCAUCAAUAAAACUAAGCCACUUUUGCGAAGAAAAAGCGACUUACCCCAAGACACGCACACAAUGCGGGCAUUGUCCGAUCACAAACGCGCCGACGAGUACCUCGUUACGCCACCGGAUUCCAAUAAUUGCUAGUCUCUACCGCAAUCUCUUCCCAUGUAUCCUCUCUUCUGCUGCAGUGAUAUUGGGAGUUAGCUUUUUUUUUUGAGGGAAAACAAACACUGCGAUGAUCCGAUCUAACAGUGUUUUAUCGUAUUAGAGGCCAACAAUGUCGUAAUCCCCCUUAUAUCAAAACUGUCGAGAUGUAUGUAAUUGUCUCUUUUUCAUUAUGGUAACGAAAAAAAACUAAGAAAAAACGGAAGGAAAGCUUUCUCUCAUCGCAUCCCAGCACUUUUCGGAAGACGUGCCCGUAGUUAUUUACGACAAACAAGAAAGGUAAAAAAACUGAUAACUCCCUAUAUACUCUUCGAGUUGAUUUAUAUAAGGUAUAGCGAGAAUUAUGCAAAUAUUAAGUACUCGCUGUUAAAAAUCAUGAAAUGUGAAAAAACCUAGCGAAUAAGGGUCCUAAAUAUGUAUGCAUAUACAGAGUAUUUUAUAAACUGUAGAUUUCUUGCGUAUGAGGUGAUCUAUCGCUGACAAUAAGACAGUUUUACGUAUAUAAGCACGCCUUCGCCUUCCUCGAUUCGAUUAUGAAUUAAACGCGAACCAUUUCGAGCAUAUUUAUUCGUAUAAGGGAGAUUCGGUGUACAUGGUCGAUAGGCACCGUUGAAACUGUACGAUUCUCUGGGAAUUCAUUUGUCGACGAUCGUUUUAGGUUGUCUUACUUUUAGCGCGAGAUUGUCUGCAUAUUAUAGAAAUUUAUGCUUUAUCGAACACCCUAUAUAUAUACUCUAAAUAAACAAAUUUUAUACGAAUGCGAAAGAGGUCAGAAAAGAAUGGACGCUUGCUUGAUGUUGUAAUAAUAAUAAUAAAAAACAAAAACAAAAGAAUUUUAGUAUGCAAGUUUGAGGCGCUACUCUUCUGAGCGAGUUUCCACUAAUGCGCAACAAAAAUAAAAAAAAAAAAAAACGACAGACAUUAAGUAACAAGUGAUAUAUAGUUGCUUCAACGCUACCAGCUCAUAAUUUAGCGGCAAAAAAAGAGCGAGAAAAAAAAAAUACAGAAAAAUGGAAAAAAGACAGAAAUGAAACGUCGUUUUUAGAGUUAGAUGAACGUGAUAGCACUAUUUUAGAAUAUCGAUUGUUAUGAAUCUGAAUAUUCCUGAACGUACUACUUUUAUAUCUGUCGUGCCUAGAUGCCUGUGGAACGCAUUCGCAAGAAUCGCCUCUGCCAGAGGCCUAUAAUUAAGAAUCGUUAACAAGAUUAAACAAAAAAAAAAAAAAAAAAAUACACACACACACACACACCGAAAGCAACGAGUUAUAAACGUGACGUUACCGAACGGUAUAAUCGACAUCACGAAUUUUUCUGGGAACGCUUGCAUGAACGUUGCGUCGUUGCCUCGUCAGUUUUGCGAUUAAUCGAAGAAAAAAAAAAAAAAAGAAGUUAUAAUACUGUUUUGUCGCUGACAAAAACGAAGAGUAAAAAAUGA
Colletes gigas is the source of this 3566-nucleotide messenger RNA. RefSeq names its product serine/threonine-protein phosphatase 2A 56 kDa regulatory subunit gamma isoform-like. The coding region runs from base 311 to 2110 and encodes 599 amino acids. The transcript is spliced from 9 exons. Lineage: Eukaryota; Metazoa; Arthropoda; Insecta; Hymenoptera; Colletidae. Gene Ontology annotation, cellular component: protein phosphatase type 2A complex; cytosol; nucleus. Gene Ontology annotation, biological process: protein dephosphorylation; signal transduction. Gene Ontology annotation, molecular function: protein phosphatase activator activity. The record is from RefSeq and is a predicted model, not a curated record.